Molecule: messenger RNA, 2647 nt
Organism: Pseudoliparis swirei
Lineage: Eukaryota; Metazoa; Chordata; Actinopteri; Perciformes; Liparidae
Gene: prc1b
Product: protein regulator of cytokinesis 1b
Exons: 15
Coding region: 231-2057 (608 amino acids)
Biological process (GO): mitotic spindle midzone assembly; microtubule cytoskeleton organization
Cellular component (GO): cytoplasm; spindle; mitotic spindle midzone
Molecular function (GO): microtubule binding
Source: RefSeq, a predicted model, not a curated record
AUCUCCGCCGGCGGCCGACAUUGGUCCCACGCGCCACGCGCUCCCGCCGAACGAGCCAAUCACAGAGGGGAACGCCGCGCUGCGCGUAUUUUGAACCGUCGUACAAACGGACGCGCAGCAGAGGCGAGAGGCGAGUCUCCGGGACACGGUUCUCUCGGUUAAACGAUUUUAAACGAUUUUAAACGGUUUUAAACGGCUUUAAACCGUUCGCGGCGCGGUGGGACUUAACGAUGAGGAAGAGCGAGGUGCUCGCGGCCGAGGCGGUGUCGUGCCUCAACAAAGCGCUGUGCCGCCUGAAGGACAUCUGGGAGGAGAUCGGCAUCCCGGAGGACCAGAGGCUGCAGAGGACCAACGUGGUCAAGAACCACAUCAAGACGCUGCUGGACAUGAUGAUAAAGGAGGAGGAGUCUCUGAAGUCCCGCCUCCUGGGCAGCAUUGAGAGCUGCAGGGCGGAGAUGGAGAAGCUGUACCUGGAGCUGCAGCUGCCCGGCUUCGAGCAGGAGGCGGGCAUCAGCAUGCUGCAGCAGGAGAAGAACAUCCGCACGCAGGUGGAGGCCCUGCUGACGGAGCGGGCCCGCCGCAUGCGGCAGCUGGCGGCGCUGCUGGACCGGGACCGCGAGCUGAGCGACGUCCUGUGCGCCGCGCCGUACGGCAUCGACGCCGCCGCCGCGCCCACGCCGGAGCAGCUGGAGAGCUUCGGACAGCACGUUGCCAACCAGGACGCCGAGAAGGCGCGUCGUUACGCCGAGUUCACGGAGCUGAAGCGGCGGAUCGCGGCGCUCAUGGCGGCGCUGGACCGCGUGCCCGAGAGCAGCUUCGAGAAGGACGCGGUGUGCGAGGACGAGGACGCGUUCUGCCUCUCCAGGGACAACAUCGCUGCGCUCGAGCUGCUCGCCGCUCAGCUGGAGGAGCGCCGGGCGGAGAUGGAGGCGGCGUGCGAGGCGGUCCGGGAGCAGGUCCGGCGCCUGUGGGGCCGCCUGGCCGUCCCCCCGGAGGAGAGGGAGGCCCUCGGCGAGCACAUGGCGGCGUCCAGGAGGAGGAACCUGGAGGCGCUGCGGGCGGAGGUGGAGCGUCUGGAGGAACUCAAGCUGCUGAACAUCCGCAACGUGACGGACGCCAUCCGCUCCGAGCUCGCCGCCUUCUGGGACAAGUGCUUCUUCAGCGCCGAGCAGCGCCGGGCCUUCGCUCCGUACGCCAGCGAGGACUUCACGGAGGAGCUGCUGAGUCAGCACGACGCCGAGCUGCAGCGCCUGAAGCAGCAUCACGAGGACCACCAGCAGCUGUUCGACGGCGUCCACCAAUGGGAGGACAGCUGGAGGCUCUACCUGGAGCUCGAGAAAAAAGCCACCGAUCCGUCUAGAUUCACCAACCGAGGAGGGAACCUCCUGAAGGAGGAGAAGCAGCGGACGGAGCUGCACAAGAGCCUCCCCAAGCUUGAAAAGAAGCUGAAGGCCCAGAUCGACGCGUGGGAGAGCGAGCAGGGUGCCGAGUUCCUGGUGGGCGGGCAGAAGUUCCUUCAGUACGUGGAGGAGCAGUGGGAGCAGCACCGGGGGGAGAAGGAGAAGGAGAAGCAGGAGCGGCAUCUGAAGAAGAGCAAGCAGACGGAGGAGGACAUGCAGUUCGGCACGGCGGUCCGGACCCCCACCAAGCGCCGGCUGCUCGGCGCGCAGACGCCCAACAAGUCCAGGAAGUUUAACGCGACCUCCAGCAGCACGAGCGCCGGGUCUAACAGCAGCAGCCGCUCCGUCUACGGGGCCACGGCCUGCCGCUCGCCGCUGCCCCGCCCCCCGCUGUCGGCCAAUAAGGUCCCGGCCUCGCGGACCCCGGUGGCCGGUAAGCCCCCCAACCCUCGGCUGCAGGGCUGCAACAAGGAGAACGAGGCCCAGCUGAGGGGCAGCCCCGUGGGGGGGCUGACCCCGCUGACCCCGCUGACCCACUGCAGCAUGGCGUCCGUGGCCAGCACGUACUCCGAGUUCGUGAGGGACUUCAGCAGCCCACGUCAGGCCAGCGAGACCUGUCCAAGGCCUCCAACGCCAAGAUCCAGCACGUCAUCCUGAACUCCACCACCUCCACCAACCUCUGACCUCCGACCUCUGAGGCUGCGCCCGUUCUGCCGCCGCAGUCAUCUGCUCCAUGAAGUCCUGAUCACCGCCGCACGCUUUCACGAAGUUAAUAAUAUAUGAAGCGUGACGUCUGCUCGGCAUCACAAACUAAACUAACACUACUUUGGCCGUCUGAGUUUCUCCGGUCAUCCAGAUGGAAUAAAUGUGUAUUUUGUACUGCACACUUCUCUUUUGUUUCUUUUUUUUUCUCAAAGAAAUGAAAUAAAUUCCAUCUUUCUGAUGUUAUGCAAUCCGGAGUUACAGGCCAAAUGUAUUAUGAAUACUUUGCACUUUUUUUAAGAAGAAGAAAAACAAAUAUAUAUGUGUUCAGCACAUCGCAAAAGUCUUCCACACGCUCUGUUCCCUCCAUGUGUUAUAUGUAUAUUGUUUUCAUACAUGGGAUGUAUCGUGUACAUAUUCUGUGUCUGCUGUUCUCUUCAUAGUAACUUUCUUAUUUUUUAAGAUUGAUGAUUUGCAAUUGUAGCACACUGGUUGACUGAUCAGUUAGUACAUGAUUUCACAACAAUAAAAUUGUGGCUGAUGAA